AUGAUUGUGUGGCUUGGUACUGCUGCUAUGGUUCUAGUCUCAGUGCUAUUCCUCAUCUCUUUCUGGAGAAUAGGAUUGAGAAACCAGAGAGAUGUAAAGUACCCCAAGAGCUUACCGUCAUUGCCUGUCAUUGGGAGUUUACUCCACCUUGAGAACCUGCCUCCACACCUUCUCUUCUAUAGCCUGCAGAAGAAAUAUGGCAAGCUAUACUCCCUCAAGAUGGGCUCCCAGCAGAUGGUUAUAGUUAAUAACCAUGAGGAUGCCAGGGAAGUCUUGGUGAAGAAAGGCAAAUCAUUUGCUGGGAGACCACACACCGUGACAACGGAUAUUUUGACAAAAGGUGGUAAGGGUGUUGUUUUUGCAACGUUUAGCCCCAGCUAUCAGUUUAAUCGUAAAAUGGCUCGAUCAGCACUGUGCAUGUUUGGGGAAGGAACUCUUGCCAUUGAGGAAAUCGUUUCCCGUGAAGCUACAGUCUUGUGUCAGACCCUCGCCUCCUCUCAGGGAGUCCCUUUGGACAUGGCUCCGGAGAUCAUACGGGCUGUCACUAAUGUGGUAGGCUCCCUGUGCUUCAAUGCCAGAUACAACAAAGGAGAUGCAGAGUUUGAGACCUUGAUGAAGUAUCAUAAAGGGAUAGUGGACACUGCUGGCAAAGACAUCAUGGUGGACAUAUUUCCUUGGCUUCAGAUAUUUCCGAACAAGGAUCUAAACAUCCUGCGGGAGGCGGUGGCAGCUCGAGAACAACUUCUCAGUAAUAAACUUAGGGAGCAUAAGGAAACAUUUUGCAGUGAAUCUCCCAAUGACAUGAUGGAUGUUCUCCUGAAAACCAAAGUGAGCGUGGAAAACAGCAGCAGCAUAUCACAAGGUGUGGGGAUGCCAGAAGAUGAGAUCCUCAUGACUGUAGGAGAUGUAUUUGGAGCAGGAGUGGAAGUCCCAUCUACAGCAUUGAAAUGGGCGCUUGCAUUAUUACUGCACCAUCCACAGGUCCAGAAGAAGAUCCAGAAAGAGCUGGAUACCAAGAUUGGGUUUGAACGAUAUCCACUCCUCAGUGACAGAAAAAUCCUUCAUUACAUGGAAGCUACCAUCGCUGAAGUAAUGCGUUUUCGUCCCGCAUCCCCAGUGCUUCCACCCCAUGUGGCUUUGAAAGAAUCUAGUAUUGGAGAAUACACCAUUCCUAAAGAUGCUCGUGUGAUUAUAAACCUCUGGUCUCUACACUUUGAUGAAAAGGAGUGGGUUAAUCCUCACCUCUUCAAUCCAGAUCGAUUCUUGGAUGAAAAUGGUAACCGAAUAAACCCAAGUCAGAGUUACCUUCCCUUUAGCACUGGGCUACGCACCUGUCUUGGUGAAUCCUUAACCAAAAUGGAGAUGUUCCUGUUCCUGUCUUGGAUCCUACAGAGGUUCACACUGGAAGUGCCAGAAGGGGACCCUCUGCCAGACCUGGAUGGGAUAUAUGGUCUUGUACUUCAGAUUAAACCAUUCAGAGUCAUCGGUAAGCUAAGAGACGUCUGGAAGAACGUGGAAAUCAAUACCUAA
This is a messenger RNA of Nanorana parkeri, 1530 nucleotides long. RefSeq names its product steroid 17-alpha-hydroxylase/17,20 lyase-like. Gene Ontology annotation, molecular function: heme binding; iron ion binding; steroid 17-alpha-monooxygenase activity. Gene Ontology annotation, biological process: hormone biosynthetic process; progesterone metabolic process. The record is from RefSeq and is a predicted model, not a curated record. The transcript has 8 exons. The coding region runs from base 1 to 1530 and encodes 509 amino acids. Lineage: Eukaryota; Metazoa; Chordata; Amphibia; Anura; Dicroglossidae.